Messenger RNA from Lichtheimia ornata, 945 nucleotides. RefSeq lists its product as uncharacterized. The transcript is spliced from 7 exons. Bases 1 to 945 code for a protein of 314 amino acids. The record is from RefSeq and is a predicted model, not a curated record. NCBI's taxonomy places the organism in Eukaryota, Fungi, Mucoromycota, Mucoromycetes, Mucorales, Lichtheimiaceae.
AUGACAGUCUCAAAUACAAGUUUUCCUAUCGGCUACUUUUAUAUCAUUUCUCAAAUGAAUGGAUUGGUUUUGGGUAUACGUGGCGACCAAGAGGCUGCGACGAUCGGCAGUAAAAUUGUCAUGGUGGAGAAAAAGCAAGAAUCCCCUGAACGAGAUGGUCAGCUUUGGAUACACCAAGAUGGCUUCUUGACCAACAAAUUGACGGGUCUCGUCCUCGACAUCAACGCCGCCCAGAGCUUUAUCGCUAUCUUUACUGGUGAAAAACGUCUUUACUUGGAUUCCAUGAAAGAAAAAGAUGCGGCCAAUGAUCAACGUUUCGGCUUUGAAAAGGAUCCAGGCUUCAUCUUUCAGCUAUCAGAUCCCAACAUGGUUGUUGAUAUUCGCCAUGAAGAAACCGAUCCAGAUUCACGUGUCAUGAUCUAUCCACGUAAACCUUUGACGGUGCCAGAAGGAAAACCUAAGCCAGUCAAGAAUCAGUUGUGGACACUUGAAUUGAGCGACCCACCACGCCAAGUUGACUCGGAUGAUGAGGAUGAGGAUGAUAGCAAACGUGCCCGUAUGCGUGCAUGGUUUGGCAAUUGGAAAGGUUGGGGUGAGCGCAAAAAGGAAAUGUUACAUGAAGAACGUCUGCAUGAAGCCCAUGAAAAGGUGUACAAGGACGAAAAGAAGAAGAAAAAGUCGACACUAAGCAACGAAUUGAUCGCAGGCGCUGUUGGCUACGAGGCAGUACACCUUUGGGAAAAGAAGCGUGAACGAGAUGGCGAGGAAGAUUUGUCUGCUUCUAAAAAGUUGAUUGCCGAGUUUGCUGCAUCAGAACUCGUCAAGGUGCUCGCAUCACGUGGCGAAGAAGAUGAUGAUGACAAGUCGAGUGCAAAAAAGAAAUUGAUGACUAGGAUGGCGAUCAUGGCUGCAACCAACUACUUUGAAUCCAAGCAUGGUUCAUAA